GACUAAUUUAAAAUUAUUUUGUUUAAUAUAGGUGUAGCAUUUUACUGUUGACUGACUUUAUCUUUGAUUAUAGUUUUGAUCGUAAAAAACUUGUUAACAAUAAACUUAUUUUUAUCAAUAUGGUUUCUAUAUCAAACUAUCCAAUGCCUCAAAUGAAUCAAACAGCUAGCGAAAUUAAACAAGUUCUUAAAUUGACGUUAGAGUCAACGCAAUUUGAACAAUUUUUGAGCGAAUGGGAUAAAAAUUUGGAUCACCUAUCUACACUUCAUUCUAACUUUAUUGAAAAAGUAAAAGAAAAGGAGAACUGGGCAACUGAAGAAUUUUUAAAUCAACUACUAUCUCUUCGCGAGUCGAUACCAAGUUCAACAUCAGUACCAUUUUUAUUGAAACAAAGUCAGAAUCAUAAUGAUCAAACUUAUUAUGUAUCUUGUCUUGCGAUGAGUAUUGGAAUGUUGAAAUCAGAUGAUUCCGUUCUAACAAAAUACGACAAUACUAAAUUCAGUUGUUCAAAUUUAGAGAAAACACAGCAAUCAAAUAUGUUCAGUUGUCGAAUUCCUGGAAAAACAAAAGAUACAAUUUAUGGAGACGAAAAAAGCAAGCACGUUCUUGUUCUUUUUAAAGGUUGUGCUUUUGUUGUUUAUAUUUUGUCUUCCAACGGUGAAACAUUAAACUUUUCUGAAAUUUAUGCCCAAAUUAAAGCCAUAACAAACUAUGAUGGCAAAAUAACUCCAUCAAUAUGCAAGUUUACUUCACUCAAACGCGAUAAGUGGAAUGAAAUUCGUGAAAAUCUUUUAGAGAAAAAUAAGGAAUCGUUAAAGUUGAUGGAAAGUUCUAUUGCGACAAUUAUCAUUGAAGAUAAAGAUUGUCCUUCAGAAUAUCAUGAAGCGAUUGAUCACGUAAAGUUUGGAGAUGCGUUACAUGGCAACAUGCGUUAUUAUGAUCAAAUAGUUAAUAUAAUUGUCUAUAAAAACUGCGUCGCUGGUCUAUUGCUAGAGCAUACCGUUGUCGAUGGUUAUUUAAUGUAUGUUAUUUGUCAGUCUCUUUAUUAUAUGGGUGAAAAUUGUGGCGGAAAAAUAACAAUAAAAAAAAGUGGCGAUGAAAUUAAGUUUAACUUAAACCCUAUUUCUUUUAAUCUUAAUGAUAUAACAUUUGAAAAUAGUCUUUGCGUCAGUACUAAUAUUGAAUAUUUUGACUUUUUUGGAUAUGAAGAUAUGUUCGCAAUAUUAAAAGAACAAAGAUUGUAUGAAGCUUGGAUUAACUUUAGUUUGCAAUUGGCAAUUAAACAAACAUUCGGAACUUUAAAGUUUUUGUUAGUUACUCCAACACACGUAAGACAUUUCAACAACGGCCGAUCGGAUCCAACCUACACGAUCACAGAAAAGUCAGUGAAAUUUCUAGAUGAAUUGAGUUCUAAUCAAUCAAGUUAUGAAAUAAUUAAUACUUUCGUUGAAGCAGUCAAAGAGCAUAAAAAUAAAAUAAAAUCAUCAAAAAUGGGCUAUGCAAUUGGUCCUCACAUUGGGCAACUUCGAAACUGGCUUUCAAAUGAUGGAAAUUUAUUAAAAAAACUUAUGGAAAUAUUUGGUUCUCCGUCUAUUUAUCUAACAGGUUAUGAAUCAGCAAAAGAAAUUGACUUUGCUAUUUCAAAUUUGUACGCUACGAAUCAAUUGCAUGUAAGUUAUUUUGGUUCAGAAAACAAAGUUCGAGUUAUUAUGAAUGUUAAUGGCAUAUUUAAAGAAAAAAUAAAAGACCUAAAAAAUAACUUUUUAAAAGCAAUGUUCGAUAUUCAAACUGUUGCUACCAAAACUGCAAUAGCUAUUCAAAUGAAUGCACUAGAGACUCUAAAAAAUUGUGAAAAACAGAACGAAAAAUUACCUUUUUCAAUAUUACUUCAUGGUGGAGCUGGAGCCAAUAUGAAUUUGGGUAAAGAAAUUGAAGAAGUAGUUUUAUUUUCCCUAAAAGCAGCUCUUUCUGUUGGGAUUUGCUCUCUAAAAUCUGGUGAAAGUGCCGUAGAUGCUGUAGAAAAAAUAGUUACUUCUUUGGAAAAUUGUUUUUUGUUUAAUGCAGGCAAAGGUUCGAUAUAUAAUGAAAAGAACGAACAUGAAUUAGAAGCUUCAAUUGUUGAUGGUAAAAAUAAAAUUUGUGGUUCGGUAGCAUGUCUUACAACUAUAAAAAACCCUAUAAAAGCAGCAAGAAUUGUUAUGGAAAAAACGCCUCAUUCAUUUGUUGUUGGAAAAAAAGUCGAAGAUAUAGCAAAAGAAUUUAAUCUCCCAACAGUUGAAAACACUUAUUUUGAUACUAGUUUUCGUCGUAGAGAAAUGAGUAAUAACACUUUUAAAUCAUAUGACCAUAAACAAACGGUAGGGGCAUUAGCGCUUGAUAUUUAUGGUAAUAUUGCUGCAGCCUCUUCAACUGGUGGAACAAUGAAAAAGAUGAGAGGAAGAAUCAGUGAUACAGCUAUUGUUGGCGCAGGAGUUUAUUCAGAUGAACAUGUUGCAGUAGCAUGUUCCGGAAACGGGGAAGUAUUUAUCCGAAAUUCUAUUGCAUCCAAAAUUGCGAGUUGUUACAAAAUUAACAAAAGUCUUAGGGAUUCAUGUGAGAAAGUACUUAAUAAAGAACUUGGAUCAAAUUUUGGUGGAGUAAUAGCUUUAAGCUCAGAUGGUUCUUUUCACGUUGAGAAUUGUUCAGAAUCGAUGUUUAUUGGAUUAUAUGACGGGCUAAACUCCCGUGUUGAAAUUUUGGAUAAGAAGAGUUCAGAAGCUGUUAGUUCAAAAGUCAAUAUAGAAUCUCUAGAUAUAAUACCUCCUAAAUCAUGGCAAUCACCGAUUUUACACUCAGAAACUGCGAUAACUCAUGAAUGGUACUCAGCAAUAUUUGAUAUUCAAAACACUCUUUACCAUUCAACUGUGAACUUUUUCAAUAACUUGAAGUAUUACUACGUGCUUACUCCAAUAACAACUCAAACAAUUUCAUCGCCAAUGGGACUUGGUUCUGAUUCCGAGCCUGUUCAAGUAAAAAUAUCUGGUGAAAAUGUUUUUAUAGCAGAUUCUAUGCAAUUUGUCUUAGAAUAUUCACUGAGAUUAAAGAAAAAUCUUGCCGGAACAUAUUAUAUAUCUCCAAGCUUUCGUGGUGAAACACCAGAUUCAACACAUUUAAAUCAAUUUUAUCAUGUGGAAUGUGAAAUAUUAGGAGAUAUGGAUGCAGCCAUUAGUAUUGCUGAAAAGUAUGUAAUAAAUUUAACAAAAAAAAUAUGUAAAAAACACUCUUCUAUUAUUCAAAGAACGGCUGGUAGUAUUUCCCAUAUUAACACAAUACUUGUGACUUUUGAAAAAGAGGGAAAGUUUCCCAGAAUCGAACUUGAUGAUGCAAUAGACAUUAUGAAAGAUUUUCAUGAUUUCUAUGAGUUAGUUGUAAAUGGCAGACCAGAAUUUGGUAGAAAACUAACAAGAAAAGGUGAACAAUUUCUUAUUCAAAAAUUCAAAGGUCCUGUUUGGCUUACUCAUAUGGAUCACUUAGGAGUGCCAUUUUAUCAAGGAUAUUCUAAUGCGGAGAAAACGAAAGCUAAAGCGGCUGAUCUUUUAAUAGGCUUAGGCGAAACCUUGGGUUUAGGCGAAAGACACGAAACAUGUAUACAAGCUGAAGAAGCUUUAGCACAUCAUAGGAUCGAGAAAGAAGAUUAUAACUGGUACUUAAAUAUGAGAAGAAUUAAACCUCUUCUAACAAGUGGAUGGGGAAUGGGUACUGAAAGAUUUCUUUGUUGGAUUUUGCAAAACGACGAUGUUAGGGAUAUGCAAAUCUUGCCAAGAUUGAAUGGAUUCCAAUUUUUACCUUGAACUAUUUUUUAUGUAAACUUCAUUUUAGUAUUUUCUGAAUUAAACGAUAGUUUGUAAUAAAUUGUUACUAUAUUUUAUGUUUUUUUUUGUUGUUGUCAUUAAUGAAGUUUAAUGGUUUAUUGUUUAAUACUAAUUAUGAUAAUUAUGAA
Messenger RNA from Hydra vulgaris (swiftwater hydra), 3979 nucleotides. It is a transcript of the gene hychat-1, whose product is annotated as choline acetyltransferase1. Gene Ontology annotation, cellular component: cytoplasm. Gene Ontology annotation, molecular function: beta-aspartyl-peptidase activity; ATP binding; aminoacyl-tRNA ligase activity. Gene Ontology annotation, biological process: tRNA aminoacylation for protein translation. The record is from RefSeq and is a predicted model, not a curated record. Lineage: Eukaryota; Metazoa; Cnidaria; Hydrozoa; Anthoathecata; Hydridae.